Molecule: messenger RNA, 1218 nt
Organism: Pygocentrus nattereri (red-bellied piranha)
Lineage: Eukaryota; Metazoa; Chordata; Actinopteri; Characiformes; Serrasalmidae
Product: protein phosphatase 1 regulatory subunit 1B
Exons: 6
Coding region: 314-1024 (236 amino acids)
Biological process (GO): intracellular signal transduction
Cellular component (GO): cytoplasm
Molecular function (GO): protein phosphatase inhibitor activity
Source: RefSeq, a predicted model, not a curated record
CUCCUCUCACAGCGUGCUCUCUCCACUCAGGGAGAAGCAGCUCCCCUGGAUUACUCCGAGACCCUGCGGCUACAAGGACGAAAAACGAGAAGACGUGACUAAGUGGCAGUCAGACAGAGAAAGAGUGAGUGAGUGAGGGAGUGAGGGAGUGAGUGAGAGAGAAAAAGCACCCUUCCACUCGCCCGAAACUGGAGCACAAGAGCUGUUGCAUGUAAAAUAAACCCACCAGGCUGGAAGGAGAGAUAGAGGACAAGACUUGACGUGUCUCUGCCAGCCGUCUGCUCUCUGGCCCUUCCCGUUUCUACCAACCGAGAUGGAGGGAGAGGUGAAGGAGAGGAGGAAGAUCCAGUUCUCCGUGCCCUCGGCCGUGCCCACCCAGCUGGACCCCAAACAAGUGGAGAUGAUUCGGCGACGGAGACCAACGCCGGCCACCCUCUUCCGACUGACCGACCAUCCGUCUCCAGAGGAAGAGAAUCCAAGUCAUCAGCUGGCUGUUUGUGAAAAUGGACUUCUGAAGGCUAAACGAGUCAACACAGCCGUCUAUCAGCCCCCAUCGCUCAAAGCUGUUCAGAAGAUGGCGGAGGCUCAUCUGCAGUCCUCAGAAACAGGCCGAGACAGUCCGUCCUCAGAGUGCUCGGACAACGAAGAGGCCCCUGCAGACGCCGACAGAAAUCUGCCAGAUGACACCAGAUCUGACCAAUCAGAGCAUCACUCAGCACCCGAGGUCACAGAUGAGGAUACGGGCUCCACUGUGCUGCAUGACACUCCAGGGGAAGAUGACGGGGCACCUGCUGAGUCAAGAGGUGGAAAGGACAAGAGUGCAGAAAAUGCAGAUUCGCCAGAUGACACCAGAUCUGACCAGCCGGAGCAUCACUCAGCAUCUGAAGUCACAGAUGAGGUUACAGGCUCCACUGUGCCACGUGACCUUCCAGGGGAGGAUGAUGAGGCUGAAUCAAAGGAAGAGCCGGACAAGAGUGCAAAAGACAAAGAUAAUGGAGAGUGUAAGGAAAAAGGGGAAGUCUGAUACUAGUUGAUGAGAUACAAACAGAAUCAGAUGGCGACUUAUACCAUGUAAAAAUCAAACUUAAGUGAAUUAUAUGAAUUUUUAAGAGCUGUAUUUUCAAAUGAGGACAUGUGUCUUGAGAGAGCGCAAGCAGGGUCACACUGAAGGUCAGCAUAUGAACAAGUGAAGAAAGAGAAGCUAUUAACACGGUAGCA